UAGUCGCAAACAAUGUACAAGCACAGAUGCUGAACUUCCCGAAACAGUAAUUCGUAUCAGGUGCAGAUCAGAUAUCAAAUUCUUGCGAUAUUACACAAUGACCUCGUGGGUUACGGGACUUGGAGGAAAGCAGGAGGAAAAAAUAACAACAAACUGAUCAAGGGAGAAAGGGUGAAGGAUAGAAGUAGAAGCAUUAGUGGGAGGAGGGACUGUAUAUUGGCUGCGCAGAGUGACAAUGCGAUCUCAGCCUUGUGGGCCUAAAGAAUUCCUCCAACCGAUCCUGGAUUAUUUCGUGUAAUUCGUGAUGGAUCGGUAUAGGGCAAGUAAUCUUAUUUGGGAUGUAAGGAAACGGUCUUUAGGUUUGGACAACCCUGCUGCCAUUCGGAUAAACUAUUUAGGAAGAAGAGAAUUUGUCCAAAGAUUAAAACUUGAGGCAACACUGAGUGUACACGAUGGCUGCGUAAACACAAUCUGUUGGAAUGAUACAGGAGAGUUCAUAUUAUCUGGGUCUGAUGACACAAACUUGGUGAUAACAAAUCCCUAUAACAGAAAGGUUCUCACAACAAUUCGCUCAGGGCAUAGAGCAAAUAUUUUUAGUGCAAAAUUCUUGCCACAUACAAAUGACAGACAGAUUGUAUCCUGCUCAGGGGAUGGAGUCAUAUAUUACACAAACACUGAACGAGAUGCCGAAACCAACCGACAAAGCCAAUUUUCCUGCCAUUUUGGAACAGCUUAUGAGAUUAUGACAGUACCAAAUGACCCUUAUACAUUUCUGUCCUGUGGUGAAGAUGGCACAGUACGAUGGUUUGAUAUCCGUAUGAAGACUAGCUGUACAAAAGAAGAUUGUAAAGAUGAUAUUCUAAUAAAUUGCCGACGUGCUGCUACCUCUGUUGCAAUCUGCCCUCUGGUGCCCUAUUACCUUGCUGUUGGCUGCUCAGACAGUUCUGUGAGAAUAUUUGACAGACGAAUGCUAGGCACAAGAGCCACAGGUAAUUAUGUAGGCCGAGGAACUACAGGAAUGUGUGGUCGCUUUGUUCCAGCUCAUCUUAGCAAUAAAUCUUGCAGAGUGACUUCCCUUUGUUAUAGUGAUGAUGGCCAAGAAAUUCUUGUCAGCUAUUCUUCAGAUUACAUUUACUUAUUUGAUCCCAAAGAUGAUAAAGCACGUGAACUGAAACAUCCAUCAUCUGACGAGAGAAGGGAAGAGUUGCGACAACCUCCUGUGAAGCGACUCAGACUGCGAGGGGAUUGGUCAGACACUGGACCAAGAGCAAGACCGGAAAGUGAACGAGAAAGAGAUGGAGAACAGAGUCCUAAUGUAUCACUUAUGCAGAGAAUGUCUGAUAUGCUGUCAAGAUGGUUUGAAGAAGCCAGUGAAGCAGCCCAAGGGAGUAGAGGAAGAGGCAGGUCCAGGUCAAGAAGUGGAAAUGCCAGAACAGAAACUCCAGCUUCCAGUCCUGCAAUGACUGCUCAGUCUGAGGUGAGUGAAAGUACAAUGGAAGUAGAUGCUUCUUCUGAACAGCUCCCUCCUUCCUCAUCUUCUUCUACAGCAUCAGCACAGGUUGCAUCCACGUCUUCAACAGAAAGUCCAACUUCCACAUCAUUGUCCUCCCCUGAGAGGCAACCUGCACAGAGUACUGCUAAUGAUACUGCCCAACAGUCAGAACUAAGAGCAUCUGGGGUAAGUUUAGUCCGUAGGCGUCUGCAGCAGCUGAAGCUUAAGAUGGCUGAACAUCAGAGGCAGCAAGACCUAGCACAGAAACCACCCCAGUCCACCACUGAUCAGUCUGCUUCAGGGGGUUCCUCCCAAGACCCUCAGGCUUCAGGUUGCAGUACUUCAAGUUUAAGCCCCAGGGGUGGGGUAGCGGAGCCCGUUUUAAGUUUGCACUACAGCACAGAAGGCACCACAAGCAGCACCAUUAAACUGGAUUUCACAGAUGAAUGGAGCAGCACAACUUCAAGUUCUAGAGGCAGUGGAAGUCAUAACAAGCCAAAUGACCAGGAAACUUUCCUUAAAGCACAAAGCACAGAACAGAGUCCUGCAGCAGAAGUCUCAGAAUCAAUCACCACUGCCUCAGAACAGCCUGGUCCCAGCUUGGAAGAAAGCAGUCUCUCUGCUGCUGUAAGCAUCAACAGUGGCCCUAGCCCAUUAGAAACACAUGCUGAUGAAAAAAUGCAACAGCAAAAUUCUUCAGACCAGCAAGCUGCAGAACGUAGGGACAGCUCAAGCAAUGCAAAUAAUGGACCCAGUCAGCCUUUGGUACCUCCUGGACGGACCAGUCAGAGUGAGCAUCCUAGAAGCUCUGCCUUUCCAGAAACAGAUGACAGUGAUGAUGAUCCAAUCUUAAUACCCACGUCACGGUUACGUUCUGGACAGGGCCACAGACGAUCUGCUGCUGCUCGUAUUCAGGAGCUGUUCAGAAGGAGAAAGGAACGGAAAGAAAUGGAGGAAAUGGAAACUCAGAAUAUUCGAAGGCCAUCUAUAAAAAUGACAUACAGAGGUCACAGAAACUCCAGGACUAUGAUCAAGGAAUCAAACUUCUGGGGUAAUAACUUUGUGAUGAGUGGUUCAGACUGUGGCCAUAUAUUUAUAUGGGAUCGUCACACAGCGGAACACCUUAUGCUUUUGGAAGCUGACAAUCAUGUGGUGAACUGUCUGCAGCCACAUCCAUAUGACCCAAUUCUUGCCUCUUCAGGCAUUGAUUAUGAUAUAAAGAUUUGGUCACCACUGGAAGAAUCACCAUCUUUUAACAGAAAACUUGCAGAAGAGGUUAUAAAUCGAAAUGAAUUAAUGUUAGAGGAGACACGAAACACCAUCACUGUCCCAGCUUCCUUCAUGUUACGAAUGUUGGCCUCACUAAAUCACAUCAGAGCAGAUGCUCAAAAGUCCUUUUACGUGAAUACGAAAAGAGCAACAUGUAUUGUGCGAACCACGGAAAUGCCGAAUGUCCAAAACCGUGAAAUUCGAAAUGUCAAAGUGUCAUGGUUUGCCCAUCUGCGGUAUAGCUCCGUAAGAUCGAUCAGAGGGUGACAGAUCAGAAGGUUCUGGACAAGAAAAUGAUAAUGACAAUGAAGAUGAAGAGUAGCAAGUGUUCUAAAGUUUCAAGCACUUAGGCAUUAAAGACUUUGUACAAGACAGCUAUUAUAUUUUACUUACAGAGUAUUAGUACAGUUUUAGGUACUUUUUUUUGAGGAUCUAAUAUUUUUUAAAUGUGUGCAUGAAGUUUGGAAGUGUGACCGACAAUUUAAAAAAAAGUUUAUAAAGAUGUUUUGGUUGAAGAUGAGGGGGUGCUUGAAAACAUAAAGUGCAAUAUUUUCCUUAGCGUGCAAAUAUUCUGAGCUCAGAUCAGUGUUAAAACAUGAAUUUUCAUAAUGAUAGGGCAAAGGGUUAAAAUUAACCUUAUAUACGUGCUGCUUGCAUGUUUGAUGCUUUUCGAUUAAAGAAAUCGGUCACUAUUAAAAAGACCGAGCAAAACGUGCAGGGUUGUACUUCAGGAAUAAGUUAGGAAGUGAUGCAUUACUGUAGUACUGUUUUUGUUGAUUUUAUUAACUUCACUACAGUAGUGCUGCACAGUCUUCAAUUAAAAGCGUGCUUGAGAACCAGUUGUGCUUCAGAGGACCUUGGAACCAAGCAUCACCCAGUAGUGAUGUUAAUGUAUCUGGGUACCGUAUCCAGCAUUUAUCAACCUGAAGUGCCUCAGUUUCUUUUUCCUUUGGGUGAGAGAUUAUUAAACUUGGAUUCAGAACUUUCUACUGAUUCACAUACAGUUUAUAUCUGUGUCACUGUAUUUCUUCACUGUAAUUUGUUGUAAUAUGCUGUAUUUAAUAGUUUGAAAUUUAUUUAUAUAUAUAUAUAUAUAUAUAUAUAUAUGUAUAUAUAUAUAUGUAUAUGUAUGUAUGUACUCAGUAAAAUUUUUUUCUUCUGACACUACAGUACACAACCCUUGUAUUACAUUUUUUUCUGUCAUUUGGCAUUGUUUUAUAUACAUCCCAUCUUACACAUUUUGCCCAUAAUGACCUUCCCAAUGUCAGGCUUUGCAUACCCCUACCUCCAUGACAUAAGGGAUGAACAGCACUGAAGAUAUAUACAUCUUAGCAGGUGUCACAAAGAUUCUCGUCAGGGUUGAUGCACUAGUUAGGGAGGAAAGGAAUGGAAAUUGAACAACUUGAAAGAACAGAUAAAAUUCUUUUUACAUGGCAUGAACACUUAAAAGGCACAGAAAUAAUAAUGGACGUUCACAUGGUCUGCAUCUGACAGGCAAUGUGAAGGGGCAAUAAAGAUGGUUAGAUGAAUACCAAAAUGUAUAAGAUGAGAAUAAAUUGUUCAUCUUGUAUCAGUAGCUGCUGUAGUAGGUAAUAAACAUUUACAGAAUAGGUGGGCAAAAAUUACCAUUUUUCUUUUAUUGGGUUUUUUUCUUUACAAGAGAGAUUACUGAUUUUUGAAUUUAUGCCCCUGAUUUAAAUGUUCACAAAUAGCUAACUACAGUUUUAGCACAUUUAACGUAGGAUAAAACGUUCUAAGGGUCCAGCCAUUCUCAUAUCUGUUUCGUAGUACCUGGUGCACUUUACAUAGUUUUAUACCUGUGGGAACAGCAUAUUACAUGGCAAUAGUGUUUCUGAAUGUGGUUAUUCUCACUGGCUGAUGACAUGGAGAUACUUAGUAGAUGUGUGUGAGGUGACAAAUAAUGAGACAAAGUAGUGUACCAUCCCCAAAGCAGCUCCAAGGGUGUCAACCAUUUAAGAACAACAAAAGCUAGACAACAGAUAUGUUGCAGUAGUUUUAUAAUAGAAGUUAACUGAAAUGGUUGGAAUUGGAUUUGUUGUUGAUAAUAUACUUAAUAAUUGGAAUAAAGUAUACCAUUUUAUUCUGAGAGAAACAGGCAGCAAAGACAACGUUGUGGAGAGUAAAGCAGAGAUGGAAUACAAAUCACAAGGAAUUUAGCAAAAUAUUUCUGAAAUUAAAAAAAAAAAAAAAAAAAUAUAUAUAUAUAUAUAUAUAUAUAUAUAUAUAUAUAUAUAUAUAUAUAUGGGUCUACCUGACAUUGCCGACAGUCCAGAAUGCCGACAAUCAUAUGGCCGACUCCAUAUGAUCAACAUUCAGAAUGCCGACAAUGUGGAACCAGCAUCUCACUAUGGUGCGGAAUGGAAAGAUUUCCAUUCCUGCACUGUAGUGCGAUCUCGGAGUUGGUAUUUUAAAGUUACGGGGGGGGGGAGCCCCCCUGCUAGCAGUUGAAAGGAAAUUUUAUUUUCCUUUUUCAUGGUCUACUUACAAUGUCGAGAUUUCAGAUGUCAGUCGUAUGCUCUUGGCCCUAUGGUUGUCGGCAUUCUGAAAUUUCGGUAUUGUGAAGUAGAUCCAUAUAUAUAUAUAUAUAUAUAUAUAUAUAUAUAUAUAUAUAUAUAUAUAUAUAUAUAUAUAUAUAUAUCUUUGUCUAGUGAAUAGUAUAGAGGAUUAGUGGAAGAUUUGAUUCUGUCACCCUCUGUUUACUUACCAUGUGACUCUGAACAAGUUACUUAACCAGACAGUGCUCCCAAGCUGAAUCUGAAAAUAGGCCAUGCAGAUCACUGCUUUACUUCAGUUAACAAAUACAGGUAAAUAAAACUAUUAUAUAUUUGGCAAGCACUGUAAAGUAUAGACACUUUGAGUAGUAAAUUAUGUAUGGGGCUGUCCAGAAGUAGGAGUUGCUGUUUGAUGUUAAAAAUAAUAUACAGCAUUAAAUGGUUUGAUUUUAUAUGGUCACCCGAUACUACUGCUUUUGGAACUUGCAGAACAUUCUCAUGUAGCAAGUCAUUGUUGGGUGUGAGCGACUUUUCUUCACCAAAUGUGUCACUAGUUUUCAGUUUUCAGAUUCCCAAGUUAAAAUAAAAAGCAUUACUUGAA
Molecule: messenger RNA, 5875 nt
Organism: Protopterus annectens (West African lungfish)
Lineage: Eukaryota; Metazoa; Chordata; Ceratodontiformes; Protopteridae
Gene: DCAF6
Product: DDB1 and CUL4 associated factor 6
Exons: 20
Coding region: 305-3028 (907 amino acids)
Biological process (GO): positive regulation of transcription by RNA polymerase II
Cellular component (GO): cytoplasm; Cul4-RING E3 ubiquitin ligase complex
Molecular function (GO): protein binding
Source: RefSeq, a predicted model, not a curated record